Lindgomyces ingoldianus is the source of this 1164-nucleotide messenger RNA. RefSeq lists its product as uncharacterized. Lineage: Eukaryota; Fungi; Ascomycota; Dothideomycetes; Pleosporales; Lindgomycetaceae. The record is from RefSeq and is a predicted model, not a curated record. The transcript has a single exon. The coding region runs from base 1 to 1164 and encodes 387 amino acids.
AUGCCUCCUCCGGUCAUCUCUUCGGGCAUCUACUCUGGCCUACCCCAAAUAACUGCCUUCCCUUCGCUAUCAACCCUCACAACGAGCACCAUUAUUGGCGUGACAACAAAUGUGGCUACAACUACUCGAGGCCAAGAUGGAAAGGAAACACCCAUAAUUGUUCUAUUCCCAUGCCUGAUAUUCUGUGGCGGGGGACAGGAGUACGAAAUCAUUUUCAAUAUUGGUCCUGCGCCUGGAGUAUACUAUCCGCCGGGCAUACCGCCUAUUGUUAUAGGCCCGAAUGGUGUUCCGACACCGAAUCCGCCGGGGACGCCGCCUAAGCCUACUGGGAAUCCGAGUGAUCCAAAUGAUCCGAGUGAUCCAAACGAUCCAAACGAUCCAAACGAUCCGAAUGAUCCAAACGAUCCAAAUGAUCCAAAUGAUCCAAAUGAUCCAAACGAUCCAAACGAUCCAAACGAUCCGAAUGAUCCGAAUGAUCCAAAUGAUCCAAAUGAUCCAAAUGAUCCAAAUGAAACCUCCAAGCCAUCCUCCGGAAAUCCCUCCCGAACUACAUCCUUCUCUUCCUCUUCCACUUCCUCAUCGUCAAGUUCGUGUUCCGUACGAACGGCGAGCGCAUGCAAUACCUUUUGCGCCGGCGGGAGUUGUACGACAUCCUGCACCGCCGUCGCAACUGGGUGCUCAGCAACCUGCACUGGCACUGCUUGUGGCGGUUCCGGAACUCUGACGUUUGCGCCAUGGUAUACCGGAGGGCCUAAGCCAUAUGAUUGGGAAACUAUGGACGAAUAUGACGAGGAGAAAGCAGACAGCGUCGCGUCGGCGAUUGAUGCGAUGGUCUCGUCGUGGGAGUCCGAAGAUCGUGCUACUAUAGUCAGCAAGACAUCUACAGUACCGACAUCGGUACCAACGGUGAAGGUGUCAACAUCACGCAGCCGUACGAAACCGAUUAGCGUUCGGAGCUCGACUAUUAUAAAGAGCAUCACGACGCUGAUAACUUCAGUCAGCCCAUCAGCAUCGCAGUCUGCACAGGAACCAACAAGCAGUAGCGGAUUUGUGUGUCCGUCCGGCUGCACGUGCUUUGGUGAACAGGUCCUGUGCGAUGCACCGCCGGAUCCGAAUUGUCCUCUUGGGUGUGAUUGUUCGGCGGGAGUGCCACUGUGUAGUUAA